AUGAAGGAGGUUGUAGUUGAUGUCGCUCCUAAGUGCAUCAAAGGCAUUGAAUUCGGAGCUCUAUCUGCUAAAGAUAUCGUUGCACAGUCCGAAGUCGAGGUUCACACUCGAGAUUUAUAUGAUUUAGAAAAAGGUAGAAUACCGAAGGAAGGGGGGGCUUUGGAUACCAAGAUGGGUAUUUCUUCUAAUGCUAACGAGUGUUCUACAUGUCAUGGGAACUUGGCGUCGUGCCAUGGGCAUUUUGGACACAUUAAAUUAGCAUUGCCGGUGUUUCAUGUUGGGUACUUCAAGGCCACAAUUCAAGUGUUACAAUGUAUCUGUAAGAACUGUUCGGCUGUUUUAUUAGACGAGCAGACUAAGAGGAGCUUUUUGAACGACUUGAGAAGACCACAUAUCGAUAAUUUGAGAAGAAUGAAAAUAUUGAAGAAGCUAUUAGAGCAGUGUAAGAAACAAAGAAGAUGUUUUAACUGUAAUCAUGUGAAUGGUGUGGUUAAGAAAGCUGCUAGUGGAGCAGGUCCAGCCGCCUUGAAGAUCGUACAUGAUACGUUUAGAUGGAUAGGUAAGAAAGCGACUCCUGAAAAAGAACUUUGGGACAAGGAAUUUGAUGAAGUUUUCCUGAGAAAUCCUGAAUUGGAAAAAUUUGUUAAAAGAAUCCAUGAUGAUUUAAACCCCUUAAAAGUAUUGAACUUAUUUAAACAGAUAUCACCAUCCGAUUGUGAGUUACUUGGUAUUGAUUCUGCAAGAGGAGGUAGACCGGAAAUGUACAUCUGGAGAUAUUUGCCAGCACCACCCGUAUGUAUUAGACCUUCGGUAAUGAUGGAUGCCCAGUCGAAUGAAGAUGAUUUAACAAUCAAGUUGACGGAAAUAGUUUGGACUUCUUCAUUAAUUAAAGCUGGUAUUGAGAAAGGUAUUUCAAUCAACAAUUUAAUGGAGCAAUGGGAUUAUUUACAAUUGUCAGUAGCUAUGUAUAUUAAUUCUGAUUCGGCCAACCCUGCAUUAUUACCUUCUUCAGGAGGUGGUUCAAAAUCAUCCAAGCCAAUUAGAGGGUUCUGUCAAAGAUUGAAAGGUAAGCAAGGUCGUUUCAGAGGUAAUUUAUCAGGUAAGAGAGUUGAUUUCUCCGGUAGAACAGUUAUUUCACCGGAUCCAAAUUUAAAGAUUGAUGAGGUGGCUGUCCCUGAUAGAGUGGCAAAGGUUUUGACAUACCCUGAGAAGUGUACUCGUUAUAAUCGUAAGAAAUUGCAAAAAUUAAUUUUGAAUGGGCCAAAUGUUCAUCCUGGUGCUAAUUAUGUUUUAAAGCAGAACGAACUAGCAAAGAGAAACUUGAGAUUUGGUGAUCGUGUCAAAUUAGCGAAAAACUUGCAUAUAGGUGAUGUUGUGGAAAGACAUAUCGAAGAUGGUGAUAUUGUCUUAUUCAAUAGACAACCUUCUUUACAUAGAUUGUCCAUUUUGUCGCAUUACGCAAAAAUCAGACCAUGGAGAACAUUCCGUCUUAAUGAAUGUGUAUGUACUCCAUAUAACGCUGAUUUCGAUGGUGAUGAAAUGAAUAUUCACGUUCCUCAAACUGAAGAGGCCAGAGCUGAAGCAAUUAAUUUGAUGGGUGUUAAAAAUAAUUUAUUGACUCCAAAAUCUGGAGAACCUAUCAUUGCCGCAACACAAGAUUUUAUUACAGGUUCCUAUUUGGUCUCUCACAAAGAUUCCUUUUUUGAUAGAGCUUCCUUAGUUCAACUUUUAUGUAUGAUGUCUGAUGCAGAUAUUCAAUUUGACAUUCCACCGCCCGCUAUCUUCAAACCAGUCAUGUUAUGGACCGGUAAGCAAGUUUUUUCCUUGUUAAUUAAGCCUAAUAAGAAGUCUAAUGUUGUUAUUAACUUGGAUGCAAAGAACAAAACCUAUACACCCCCUGCUAAAGGUUUCCCUAACGAAAUGUCACCAAAUGAUGGUUUUGUUAUUAUAAGAGGCUCGCAAAUCUUGAGUGGUGUGAUGGAUAAGUCAACUUUAGGUGAUGGUAAAAAGCAUUCUGUGUUCUAUACCAUAUUGAGAGAUUAUGGGCCAGAUGAAGCUGCUAAUGCAAUGAAUCGUAUGGCUAAGCUUUGUGCCAGGUAUUUAGGUAACAGAGGGUUUUCAAUUGGUAUUAAUGAUGUCAUUCCAGGUGCUGAUUUAAAGCAAAAGAAGGAAUUAAUGGUUGAACAAGCGUAUCUUAAGUGUGACGAAUUAAUUGACUUGUAUAACAGAGGAAAAUUAGAGACUCAACCCGGGUGUAAUGAAGAACAAACUUUGGAGGCAAAGAUUGGUGGUUUAUUGUCUAAGGUUAGAGAAGAAGUCGGGGAAAUUUGUAUCAAUGAAUUGGACUCUGCUAAUGCCCCAUUAAUUAUGGCAACUUGUGGUUCUAAAGGUUCGACAUUAAAUGUGUCUCAAAUGGUGGCUGUUGUGGGUCAGCAAAUUAUUUCUGGUAACCGUGUUCCUGAUGGAUUUCAGGAUAGAUCUUUACCUCAUUUCACUAAGAAUUCUAAAACACCUCAAUCUAAGGGUUUCGUCAGAAAUUCUUUCUUCAGUGGUUUGACUCCUCCUGAAUUUUUAUUCCACUCUAUUUCUGGUAGAGAAGGUUUAGUUGAUACAGCCGUUAAGACUGCAGAAACUGGUUAUAUGUCAAGAAGGUUGAUGAAAUCUUUGGAUGAUUUAUCGGCACAAUAUGAUAAUACAGUUCGUAAUUCUUCAAAUGGUAUUGUUCAAUUUACUUAUGGUGGUGAUGGUUUAGAUCCUUUUGAUAUGGAAGGUGAUGCUAGGCCGGUCAAUUUUGUUCGUCAAUGGGACCAUGCAUAUAACAUUACUUUUAGCGUUGGAGAUAAAGGUUUACUACCAUAUCAAAUUAUUGAAUUGGUUGAUUCUAUAUUGCAUCCAUUAGAAGAUAGAUUGAUCAGGUAUGAUAAUGUUGGUAAAGUAAUCCCAUUAGAAGAUACUGAUAAAAUUGAAUAUAUAGAUCAAAAUGAUGCUGAAAGAGAAUUUUAUAAGUCUAUCAGAGAAUUUACAACUAAUAAGGCUACUAAAUUGGCUGAGAUUAGAGAAAAGAAGAUGUUAAGGCCAUUUUUGACUAAACCUGCAGAUGAUUUCAUUAUGAUAGAUGAGAGUAAUGAAAGUUUGAUUGCUGUUAAUCAAUUAUUGAAAGUUUCAGCAAAUUCCAUCAACAAAUUUUUGGAGCAAUGUAUUUACAAAUACUCAAGGGCUAAGGUUGAACCUGGUACUGCUGUUGGUGCUAUUGGUGCGCAAUCCAUUGGUGAGCCUGGUACUCAAAUGACGUUAAAGACUUUCCACUUUGCCGGUGUUGCAUCGAUGAAUGUUACUUUAGGUGUGCCUCGUAUUAAAGAAAUUAUAAAUGCAUCGAAAAUUAUUUCGACUCCAAUUAUCAAUUCAGUAUUAGUCAAUGAUGAUGAUGAAAUAGCAGCCCGUGUUGUGAAAGGUAGAAUCGAAAAGACUUUAUUAGAAGACGUUGCUUUUUUCAUUGAAGAUGUUUAUAAGAAUAAUAUGGCUUACUUAUCUAUUAAGAUAGAUUUGAAUACCAUAGAAAAAUUACAGUUGGAAUUAAAUAUUGAAAGUAUUGCUCAUUCGAUUGCAAAUGCACCAAAGCUAAAGAUUUUGGCUGGUGACGUCUCAGUUACUGGUAGAGACAGAAUUAACGUUUUGGUGACAUUGAGAGAACCUAAAUCAAUCAAUUUAAUGAAGAAUGCCGCAGCUGAUUAUAAGUCAACUGAUUCAUCGAACGCAAAUUCAUUAUUUUUCAGAAUGCAACAUUUGAAGAGAACUUUACCUAGAAUUUGUAUUAAGGGUUUACCAGAUAUUUCCCGUGCAGUCAUUAAUAUUAGGGAUGAUGGUAAGAAAGAAUUGUUAGUUGAAGGUUACGGUUUGAAGGAUGUUAUGAGUACCGAUGGUGUGGUAGGUACCAAAACGUCGACGAACCAUAUUCUUGAGGUAUUCCAAGUGUUGGGUAUCGAAGCUGCCAGAGCUUCUAUUAUUGGAGAAAUUGAUUAUACUAUGAGUAAGCAUGGUAUGAGUGUUGAUCCUCGUCAUAUUCAAUUAUUAGGUGACGUCAUGACAUACAAGGGUGAAGUAUUGGGUAUUACAAGAUUCGGUUUGAGUAAAAUGAGAGAUUCCGUAUUACAAUUGGCAUCUUUCGAAAAGACUACUGAUCACUUGUUCGAUGCGUCAUUCUAUAUGAAGAACGAUAAGAUUGAGGGAGUUUCAGAGUGUAUUAUUCUUGGACAAACCAUGAAUAUUGGUACUGGUGCGUUUAAGUUGGUAAACUCCUUUAACGUAGAUAAGAAAGCUUUGGAAAUGAAACCUACCUUGUUCGAAGGUAUGUGUGAAGUUUCGGCUACUGCAUAA
Messenger RNA from Debaryomyces fabryi, 4374 nucleotides. RefSeq names its product DNA-directed RNA polymerase III core subunit. The record is from RefSeq and is a predicted model, not a curated record. Gene Ontology annotation, biological process: DNA-templated transcription. The transcript has a single exon. NCBI's taxonomy places the organism in Eukaryota, Fungi, Ascomycota, Pichiomycetes, Serinales, Debaryomycetaceae. Gene Ontology annotation, molecular function: DNA-directed RNA polymerase activity; DNA binding. The coding region runs from base 1 to 4374 and encodes 1457 amino acids.